AUGUGGGGCAGUACGCAGCACCGUGUCGCGAACGACUGGGCAGCAUUUCUCACCCUUGGGGCAUUCACUGGUCUCUACUUUGUGGGGUUCAAGCUCUUGGUCGCGGUGUAUAAAGAGAGGAAGGUCACCCUGGCACUGGAUGGUCAGGGACUACAUCGCCCCAAGUCGACCUUACCAAUUCUAGGGAAUACUCUGGACGUGAUGUUUUUCCAGAAAUACCGGUUGCAAGAUUGGAUGGCUGAUCAAACGCAAUUGAGUGAUGGCAAACCCUGGGUCCUCAGUAUCAUCGGUCGUCCUCAAACGCUCAUAGUCACGUCUCCUGAAGCCUGUGAAGAUGUGUUCAAGACCCAAUUUGACAACUUUGGUAAAGGGGAAGAGCUCGUGGACCUGCAGCACGAUAUCUUUGGGGAAGGGCUUGCAGGUGUCGAUGGUGAAAAGUGGCUCAAGCAACGGCGGAUUGCGAGUCACAUGUUUUCUCUGAAGAUGCUGCGGGACGUGAUGAAUGAGGUCAUUAUGGAGAAAUCCAUGAAACUACGUGACGUCCUGGCACAGUGUGCAAAGGACGGUCGCAUUGUGCCAAUGAAGUCCCUGCUUGGUAAGUUUUCCAGUGACGUAUUUACCAAGGUUGGGUUUGGUGUCGAUCUGCACGGGUUGGAUGGCGAUGUGAACUCGGAAAUGGACCACCCGUUCAUCAAGGCUAUAGACGGCUAUGCAGAAGUCUUUGGCGCGCGUCUACAGUCGCCCAUGUGGUUCUGGAAACUCAAACGUUUCUUGAACAUCGGGGACGAGCGCAUGCUCAAGCAGUGUAUCAAGGUUGUCACCGACUUGUUGAAUGAAGUCAUGCUCAAGUCAAUGACUAACAAAACGGCUGAAGAUUGGAAGACAAAGACGGACCUGCUGACGCUGUUUGUGAAUCACACUGGCAAGACAGCUCCUUCCGACUUGCGUGACGCGACGAUGAACUUCUUCUUAGCGGGCAAAGAGACAACGAGCUUUAGCAUCGCGUGGGUCAUUGUGAACCUCAACCGGCAUCCACGAGUGCUCGCGAAGCUCCGUGCACAGAUACGUGAGAACCUCCCGGAGCUCAUGACGGGUGAGCUACAAGUCCCAACGAUGGAAGACUUGCACAAGAUUCCGUACCUCGAAGCUGUGCUCAAGGAAAGUUUGCGGUUACACAUGACGGGCGUUCACCGCACGCCCGUGCGAAGCACGACACUUCGUGAAGGCACUUUUGUGCCAGUUGGAUCGUACGUGGUCAUGUCCGUGUAUGCGGCGGCCCGUGUGAAGAAGGUGUGGGGGGAGGAUGCGGCCGCGUUCAACCCAGAGCGCUGGAUUGACGCGAAUACCGGCAAGAUCAAGCACGUCAACCCGUUUCAGUUCAUCACGUUUGGUGGUGGUCCGCACCAGUGCAUUGGCAUGCGCUUCGCUAUGCUCGAGAUGCAAACGGUGAUGGCGGUCCUGUUCAGUCGGUUCGACAUCAAGACUGUCGAGGAUCCGUUUGAGAUCACCUAUGACUAUAGUGUAACGCUGCCGGUCAAGGGACCGCUCGAAUGCACUGUGCGCGAAGUAAAUGCCCCCGCCUACUAA
Messenger RNA from Peronospora matthiolae, 1587 nucleotides. NCBI's taxonomy places the organism in Eukaryota, Oomycota, Peronosporomycetes, Peronosporales, Peronosporaceae. The record is from the annotation of a GenBank genome assembly.